Molecule: messenger RNA, 1666 nt
Organism: Dinoponera quadriceps
Lineage: Eukaryota; Metazoa; Arthropoda; Insecta; Hymenoptera; Formicidae
Product: probable pyruvate dehydrogenase E1 component subunit alpha, mitochondrial
Exons: 6
Coding region: 1-1191 (396 amino acids)
Biological process (GO): pyruvate decarboxylation to acetyl-CoA
Cellular component (GO): intracellular membrane-bounded organelle
Molecular function (GO): pyruvate dehydrogenase (acetyl-transferring) activity
Source: RefSeq, a predicted model, not a curated record
AUGAUACCGAAUUGUAUCAGGAAUGCGGUCGCGCAGUCGUCCCGACGAAACGUGGCCUCGUUCUUCUCCAGCAAGAAGAAUAACUAUGCCACCGAGGCUUCCUUCGAGACCAAGCCAUACCGUUGGCACAAACUGGACUCGGGCCCUUCCACUCACGUCAAGGUGACUAGGGACGACGCUAUCGCACUGUUCAAACAACUACAUAUGAUACGCCGUAUGGAAACAGCUGCCGGUAAUCUGUACAAGGAGAAGAUCAUCCGUGGCUUCUGUCAUUUGUACUCUGGUCAAGAAGCUUGUGCGGUUGGUAUGAAAGCUGCUAUGAGACCCCAGGAUUGUGUAAUUACGGCUUAUCGUGCACACGGGUGGACACAUUUGAUGGGCAUAAACACAUUUGGCGUAAUGGCGGAGCUCACGGGUAGACAAGGUGGCAACGCCAGGGGCAAGGGUGGCUCCAUGCAUAUGUAUGCCGAGAACUUCUUUGGAGGAAACGGCAUCGUUGGUGCUCAGGUGCCACUGGGAGUCGGGAUCGCCUUUGCGCAUAAGUAUUUGAACACCGGCGGUGUCUGCCUGGCGUUGUACGGCGACGGUGCGGCCAAUCAAGGCCAGGUGUUCGAAGUGUACAACAUGGCGAAGCUUUGGGACGUACCCUGCAUCUUCGUCUGCGAGAACAACGGCUACGGAAUGGGUACCAGCGCGGACCGUGCCUCGGCCAACACAGACUACUAUACUAGAGGCGAUUACGUGCCUGGAAUAUGGGUGGACGGAAUGGACGUGUUGGCCGUGAGGGAAGCCACGAGAUUCGCGAUCGAUCAUUGCACGUCCGGCAAGGGACCGAUAAUCAUGGAAACCGUGACGUACAGGUACAGCGGACACAGUAUGUCGGACCCGGGGACCAGCUAUCGCACGCGAGAGGAGGUGCAGGAAGUCCGACAGACUCGGGACCCUCUCACCAGCUUCAAGGAGAGAAUUCUUAACGCCAAUCUCGUCACCGCCGAUGAGAUCAAGACGAUAGAGGGUGAUAUCAGAAAAACGGUGGACGACGCCGUGAAAGCCGCCAAAGCCGACAAGGAAAUCCCCUUGAACGAACUCACUGCCGACAUCUACUCGACGUGCCUGGAGAAGGAAAUUCGCAACACGACUCCUUUCAAUCCUUUAACGCACACCAGAUUAGGGCCAGCUAUAAACGCUUGAAAAAUUGCUCAAACAUCGUCUCAUCACAAAGCAUUAUACAUUUUGCAGUCACGGUGCCACCCUCUCCCUUCUCAGUGUCUUUAAUGAGAUAGAUAGGUAGCUAGAGAUCCACAGACCGGCGUAGAAAAUUGUACAUGCUUUACGUGCGACUCCUUAAUUCCAGGAUGUAUGUUAUUAGUUUUACUGAGAAGGAGCGGGUGGUCAACCGGACGGAUUAACUUCGAGUAAUUCUCGCGCAUCAACGUCGAACCCGAUGCUCUAACGCGUACGUUUUGUAUCAGACCGUCUGCCAAAAGAGAGAAAUCCUCGAGGAUCAAGUGUAUUUAUUCCCAGCAAACCAGUUACCACGCAAGGAUAGGUCCUGCACGAUAUAACGUGCGCCUAAGAUCUGAGCCGUCUGUUAACGUGUUAAUAUAAAAGUAAAUAUAUAAAUAGUGUAAGAAAAUGAAAUAAAAAGAAUAUUUGUUAACAAAUG